Emericellopsis cladophorae is the source of this 1347-nucleotide messenger RNA. RefSeq lists its product as uncharacterized. The transcript has a single exon. NCBI's taxonomy places the organism in Eukaryota, Fungi, Ascomycota, Sordariomycetes, Hypocreales, Bionectriaceae. The record is from RefSeq and is a predicted model, not a curated record. Gene Ontology annotation, cellular component: catalytic step 2 spliceosome. The coding region runs from base 1 to 1347 and encodes 448 amino acids.
AUGGACCAAACGCAGCAGCCCUCAGAUGCGCUCGUGCGUAAAAGAUCCGCUGAGAUGGCCCUCAUGCCGCCUCCACCCCAAGCGAAGAAAAUCAAGCGGCCCAAAAAGGUGCUGGACGAGGACUCAUACACAGAGGCACUAUCGCAUAUCAUCGCCAGAGACUAUUUUCCCGGACUUUUGGAAACAGAGACAAAGCAGGAAUACUUGGACGCCUUGGACUCAAAGGAUCAGGCAUGGAUAUCAAGCGCAGGAAGGAGGUUGGAGCAAGUUCUGACUCCAGGUCGGGGCACGGGCACAUUGCCGACCUUUCCACGGCGUGGACUUGAUGAGGGCCGCACGCCCACGACAUUCGUGGGGGACACGCCAGCUUCCGAGGCCACCGCACCAUUGUCGAGCGCACGCCCUCGCCUGGACAUGCAGAUGAGCCUGUCCAAAUUCCAGCAAACAUAUACGAGCGAGGACAAUGAGAGUUUCUACAAACUCAUUGACAAGCAAAACCAAAAACGAGCCGAUAAAUACGCCUGGCUCUGGCGAGGCAACAAGUUGCCCUCCAAGCAAAUGAUCAAGCAAAAAGAGGUUCAAGAUCGGUUGGCUUCAGAGGGACGCCUGCUGGAUGAUGGGUACAGGAAGCGGGAUCGGCUGGCUAUCAAGGAUAACGAUGACCGGCCCGCUCGCCCAGACAGCUGGCUCGCGGCGCCACGGAACAACUUUAUGUUUGUACCAGAUGGCGUUGAGACGAGGGCUGGUGCAGCUACAGCAGAGGAAGGUUCUUCAUCUCGUGGGAGGUCGAGUAGCCUCAUUGUUCGCGAGAACACGCGGAUGCCAGUGCCACAUGUGCCCGAGCGACCGCCAUCGCCAUCCGCCUCGUCUAUCAGAGACGCUGUGGCUGGACGACCGCGGGCCCGGGAUCAGGACUCAAGCGUGGCUGGCGGAGAGACGCCUAGAGUCAAUGGCUAUGCCUUUGUCGACGACGAGGACGAUGGGCCAGAGGCUGCAACACCCGCACCUGUGAUCAAUCUUGGGCCGGGAGAUACUAACAAUCCCUUCAAGGUACAAGACCUUGGAAAGAGAGAGUCCCUUCGAGACCGCAUGGUUGAGCGUAUCUCGAAUUCCAAGAAAUCAGCCUCCCGCAAUGGCCUGACGGGCCGAGUGGACAGCACACCGGUUCCCAAGUUUCCCAGCAGCCCGAGCGUCAAGGGAAACCUCACCCCAGCUGCGCAACGAUUAUGGAGCAGGAUCGGGACGCCCAGUGGGAGGUCAUCAGGUGGCUCGUUUGGGCAGUCGACACCGAUGAAGCCCAGAGGCUCAUUGCUCCGCAGUGUCUCUCGGGCAUCUCAACGCGAGUGA